Messenger RNA from Pedinophyceae sp. YPF-701, 1302 nucleotides. NCBI's taxonomy places the organism in Eukaryota, Viridiplantae, Chlorophyta, Pedinophyceae. The record is from the annotation of a GenBank genome assembly.
AUGGCGUCGGCACUGCCCGCGAGGGCCCUUGGAGCCGCAGGUAGCCCGAGGAGAGAAUGUCCCGCGGCAGCCGCAAGACGGCGCCCCGGGGCGCCUGGCCACUCGUCGCAGCACGGACUGGUUCGUGCUGAAGCCAUUCUAGGCCCGCGCACGACCGCGGCGAGUCCCGCGUCGGACCUGCGGCUCGGCCCGAGCACGGAGACCAACGAAAACGACCCCGUAGGGCCGUUCUGCGUGCUCGUUUCGACGGCGUCGGGCCCGCGCAUCGGUCACGCGCUCGUGAAGCGCUUCAAGAAGAUCGUCCACCGCAGCGGCAGGGUCGUGGACCUCCCGCGGCAGGACCCCGGGCCUGUGUUGAGGGAGAUGCGCGACGUCCCGAAUCUGCGCAUCUUGGUGGUCGGCGGCGACGGGACGGUAGGGUGGGUGUUGGACGAGUGCGAAAAGAUUGCACACGAGGGCGACGGCUGGGGCCGGGCAGCCGCGCCGGGCUUCCACGUGCCGCCCGUGGCGAUGCUGCCGCUGGGCACCGGGAACGACCUCGCGCGGGCCCUGGGGUGGGGCGGCAGCACGCUGAGCUUCAUGGAGGGCUCGUUGACCAAGGUGGUCAAGGACGCGCGGAGGGCGCGCGUGGUGUCGUUCGACCGCUGGGACAUGAGCGCGCACCCCGCGCCGCAGGACGCCACCCCGCCGAUGUACUUCACGAACUACCUGGGGCUCGGCAUCGACGCGCACUGCGCGCUGGGCUUCUCCUGGCUGCGCUCGCACUCGCCCAUCAAGUCCAUCUUCAAGAGCCGCGCCAUCAACCGCCUCGCGUACGGCCUGGUGGGCGCCGCGGACCACUUCUCCCUCGCGCGCAGCUGCGGCGACCUUCCGUCGGUGGUCACGCUCGAGGUGGACGGCCGUGUGGUGGACAUCCCGGAGGAGGCGGAAGGGAUCAUCGUGCUCAACAUCGACUCGCACGCGGGGGGCGUCGACAUGUGGGACUUGGGCGAGGAGACGCCGGGAAGCGGACCGUUCACGGAGCCCGCGUUCGACGACAGGCGGUUCGAGAUCGUUGCCGUGUUUGGUGCAGCGCAGCUGGGGCUCCUGAGCUUCUCCCUGUCGCGCACUGCCAGGGUCGCCCAGGGCCGGCACCUGCGCGUGCGAUUCGACCGCCCGUUCCCGGUCCAGGCGGACGGCGAGGCGUGGGAGCAGCCUGCCGGCGUCAUCGAGGUCACGUCGGCGCCGUACCAAGUGCCGCUGCUGACGCGGCCGGAACCCCUCCUCGGCGACUUCGAGAGCUCGCCGCACAUCCUAUCAUGA